Molecule: messenger RNA, 814 nt
Organism: Ananas comosus (pineapple)
Lineage: Eukaryota; Viridiplantae; Streptophyta; Magnoliopsida; Poales; Bromeliaceae
Exons: 1
Coding region: 115-504 (129 amino acids)
Biological process (GO): response to auxin
Source: RefSeq, a predicted model, not a curated record
UCAUACUAACUAGCUAGUUCGAGUGUACAUUAAGUUACGCUAGCUCAUGUCACUAGCUUGUAUAUCCCUCGUCCCCCUCUCCUCCCCCCUCUCCUCCUCUCUUUAUCUUAGGAGAUGAAGAAGAUAAGUGUGAUACUUAGGAAGUGCAGGAGCCUCUCAAAGCUGGGGAGAUCCUCUUCCUACAGCAGCUUACGGUCGCAAUCCGCUAGAGACGAGGAUUUCUGGGACGCGACCGCGAUGAUGAACGACGAAGAUGAAGAUCGUGAAGCCGUCGUGUUCGUGGGGAGCUCGAGACGCCGAUACGUCAUACGAUCGAAGCACUUGAAUCACCCACUGCUGGAUGCGCUGAUCGAUCGGUCGGAGGGGAACACGGAGGAUGGAAUAUCGGUGAAGUGCGAGGUCGUUUUGUUUGAUCACCUCCUGUGGAUGCUGGAGAACGCGGACCCGGAGGUCGACGCCGACGACGGUGCGCUGCAGGAGUUAGCAAAGCUUUAUGCGUACUGAUUUAGUCGCGCUUAUGAAGAGUUCACAAUGAAUUUUGAUGGUUAAGUAUGGUAUGCAUGCGUUGCAUGGCGUGUGGUCACUGUCCAUUAACCUAAUGUUAUGUAAUAAAACCAAGGUCAUUAAUUAACUUUGGCUUUGGUUUAAUUGUUCAUAUUAUUACUCCAGUUUCUUUGCUUCAUGUGAAGUGCAUGUCGUGCAUUUUUAUGUGCAAAAGUAGUGGUUGAGAUUGUGGAAACGUGCUACUCUCUGGUGCCAAACGAAGAAGCGGUACACGUACGUACAAGUGCAUGAAUCUAUUAUUAUUAUUAUA